This is a messenger RNA of Neolamprologus brichardi, 584 nucleotides long. The record is from RefSeq and is a predicted model, not a curated record. Lineage: Eukaryota; Metazoa; Chordata; Actinopteri; Cichliformes; Cichlidae.
GAGGGUGUCGGAGCGUAUUGGGGAAGUCUGUUGGCUUGGAGCUACUGCAACUUUUACGCACGACUCUUGUCUCCAUGCUGCUGUUUUCCACUUGAAUAUAAGGGAUUGAUUUCCCCGCCUGCCUUUGAGUAAUGGCUUUCACUAUGCUGAGACCCGUCUCCACGCAUCCCUUCUCUUACCCCGCGGACCUAACCUUGAUGUCGGACGACGAGGAAGGGAACCGCAGCGAGAGUGACGGCAGCACCGAUCAGGGGUACGGGCGGGAGUCCGGCGGAGUUGUAGUCGGACAGCGGAACGCUGCCAACGCCAGAGAGAGACACCGGACCCAGAACGUCAAUACAGCCUUCACGGCGCUGCGGACGCUCAUCCCCACCGAGCCGGUGGACAGAAAACUCUCCAAAAUCGAGACGCUGCGCCUGGCAUCCAGCUAUAUUUCUCACCUGGCCAACGUGCUGGUGGUAGGAGACGGGAGAGAGGGCGAACAGCCGUGCCUGAGUGCUGUGUACAGAGAAGUGAAGGGGGGUGGGCAGGGCAAACAGCCCCGGACUAUCUGCACAUUCUGCCUCAGCAACCAGCGCAAAGGG